CUCCAUGAAUCAUUAAUCAUCAAUCAUCAUUUCGGAAUUACCUUUCCAUUUUUGCGAUUCUUCCGAAUCGGAAACGCAAAAUUGAGCUACGAAAAACCCAAACUUUGAAUGAGUUUUGAAUUCAUUAACGUGUAUGUACGACAUCUUCUUCUCCUCUCACAAACCCUAAUCUCAACGCACGCUUUCAGAAACAGCCCUGUUGUUCUUGUUGUAUUCGAUGUGGUGGUGAUUCGAUUUUAAAGGCAUUGGAGCUGCUAAUUGAGGGUUGGUGUUGAUCUGAUCUAAUAUUUGUGAGCUUAAAAAUUCAUUUGGAUUUAAUUUCAGGCUGCGUAAGCGUUUCGUGAAGCAAACCCACCAAAUCUGAGCUUAGUUUGAAGCUAAAAAUCCAAGCUUUGAUGAAUCUCCUCAGUUAGGGAAGUAUAAGGGACGAUGAGGAUUCAGUAACUGGCAAAGGUUUAUGAUAUGUAGGAGAGAAUCUUGGUUACAUUUGAAAUGAGUCGGUCUCCAUCUUUCUCUGUGAAGCCUGAGCUUAGUUUAAAGCCUGAUCCUGAGUCUUUGAAACGAUGGAUUCAUGCAUUUUGCAUUAUGAGGUUUGAUCUUGAGCAAGGGCAGCUUUUGGAAGAGUGUUAUCCACCUGGUUGUCUCUCACAAGAAGAAGAAAUUGAGGUUUCGUUCAAUUCCUUUCCUGAUUCUGUCUCACAGCAUCAUAACCGCUCAAGCAUACAUGACUGCAUUUUCUUUUUCCGGUUUCGUAGACCGAAGAAGAACGCUGAGGAGAGAGAUGGUAGUGAUAAGUACUUGUAUGGUUAUGUGUUUAAUAGGCAGAGGCAUGAUGAAAGGUUGAAAAGGGGAGGUGAACAGAAGUCUGUGGUGAUAUUAUCGCAUACGCCUUACUCUAGUGUUUUUAGGCCUUUGCUUCAGAUCAUUGGCCCUUUGUAUUUUGAUGUUGGAAAUAAGGCUAUUCAACAUAUUGCUGGUUAUGUCUCUAUGUGGCCUGCUCCUGUACCCGGUAAGCUAAUGGAGUUGCCAAUUGGUAAUGCAAUGCUUAAGGUGAACUUGCCGCCUGCUCAUAGCCUUCCCUUGGAAAAUGGUGUUUUGUAUGAGGAAUCUUCUUCUUCUAUGGCUCCUUUGCUGCCUACAAAUCAGUCUGUUCCUCAAGGUCUUUUCCAUGAUGCAGAUCUUUUUGGCAUUUACCGGGGGCUAUUGUUGCAGCUAUGGACAUUAUGGGAAUUGUUACUUAUAGGCGAGCCCAUCCUUAUCAUUGCACCAACGCCUCCGCAAUGUUCUGAGGCAGUUGCUUGUCUUGUGAGUAUGGUUGCCCCACUAUUUUGUAGCGUCGACUUUAGACCAUAUUUCACUAUACAUGAUCCAGGAUUUGCUCGACUAAACUCACUCCGAGAAGGAGACACUUUCCCGCCAAUGGUUUUGGGUGUCACCAAUCUCUUUUUCCUUAAAGCUCUUCGCAAUAUCCCUCAUGUUGUCUCAGUUGGAACCCCUGCUCCAAUAAAACUUAGACGAGAUGGACCUCUGUGUCUGAUGACAGAGCACAAGGAAGCUGUUUGGACCACCUACUCUGCAAUAACUAAGCCAGACACUUCUAUUUUGAAUAGACUUAUUGAUGCUGGGAUGUCACCGAGGGUUGAGGAGUCAAUGUCAGUUGUUAAUAAUGAGAUUCUGCGACGCCAUUUCUUGGAAUUAACUACAAAUUUCCUGGCACCUUUUGGUCCAUAUUUCCAGGUCAAUGCUCCUUCCGAUGGAACUUCCCCGUAUGUUACCCCUCCUUCGCUCCCAUCAUUCGGUGCAGAGGAAUUCCUUUCAAAUUUAUCUGGGAGAGGUGUAGGGAAGUUUUUGUCUAAACGCAUGAAAUCCAACUGGCCCGACUUGUAUAGGCGGUUUCUGCAAGGGCCAAAUUUUAUGCCUUGGUUCCAAAGAAGGCGUGCUGUUGCCGAGCAAGAACAACGUAGAUUAUGGAGGCUAGCUAGAAUGAAAACUGAUAUGAGACAGAUUACGUCUCAGAUGAAUGAAUUGGAAGCUGUGGAUUCCUUCAAUGCCAUUGAGAAACACAUAAAUGAGGAAGUCAAGGCGCGGGAAUCAGGAGGAGGAGGUGCCGAUUUGGAAGGAACGUUUCAGAAACUGAAGAAGGAUCUACAAGCAGUGUUCAGUGUGCUUCCAAGGGACAUGCAGCAACUUCUGCUUUUAAAUCCGCAAAGAGCAUCCCUUCUUCAAGAUCCAUCAGAUCUCCAAUGAACCCUCUUCUUCACUAGGGCUUCCAUGAGGAUUCUUCUGUUUCUCAUUCAUUCUUUUUGACUUAUUCCAAAAAAAAGAAAAUUUCUUCAUCUACCCUAAUUGUCUACUCAUUUUUUUCACUUUACAUGUAUCACGAAACAUGAGAAUCACGCAACACCGAAAUCACUGAUACACUGCUGUAAUUUUCCUGCUUCGUGGAUACAGCAGUGAAUGAAAUGUGUAUCGUUCUUUCAUCAGAAAAACAUGUAACUAUGAUUCA
This is a messenger RNA of Camelina sativa (false flax), 2506 nucleotides long. Lineage: Eukaryota; Viridiplantae; Streptophyta; Magnoliopsida; Brassicales; Brassicaceae. The record is from RefSeq and is a predicted model, not a curated record.